Messenger RNA from Nematocida minor, 252 nucleotides. RefSeq names its product large subunit ribosomal protein L37e. Gene Ontology annotation, molecular function: RNA binding; structural constituent of ribosome. The transcript has a single exon. Gene Ontology annotation, biological process: translation. The record is from RefSeq and is a predicted model, not a curated record. The coding region runs from base 1 to 252 and encodes 83 amino acids. Lineage: Eukaryota; Fungi; Microsporidia. Gene Ontology annotation, cellular component: ribosome; cytosolic large ribosomal subunit.
AUGACAAAGGGAACAACAAGUUUUGGUAAGAGAAAUAAGAGAAAUCACAUUCAGUGUCUUAGAUGCGGCAACGAGUCAUACCACAAGCAGAAGAACAAGUGCUCUAGCUGUGCAUACCCAGAGAGAAGAUGGAGAAACCCAGGAUCACCAAAGGCUGUGAGCAGAAAGACCCAGGGAACCGGAAGAAUGAGACAUUUGAGAAAGUACAUCAAAAUUAACCAGAAGAAAUCCAUAGCAAGCAACAGCUACUAA